This is a messenger RNA of Acanthaster planci (crown-of-thorns starfish), 2887 nucleotides long. Its product is annotated as ubiquitin-like modifier-activating enzyme 5. Gene Ontology annotation, cellular component: cytoplasm; cytosol. Gene Ontology annotation, molecular function: UFM1 activating enzyme activity. Gene Ontology annotation, biological process: protein ufmylation. The record is from RefSeq and is a predicted model, not a curated record. NCBI's taxonomy places the organism in Eukaryota, Metazoa, Echinodermata, Asteroidea, Valvatida, Acanthasteridae.
GUCGCCCGUCUCGUCCUGUAAACGUGAAUUUUGUCGAAGAUACAUCGCCAUAUGGCAAUUAAUAUCAAGGCAACUAAUCGAAGCUAGCGGAACGGUAAAGAGACAAGAACAGAAUAUAGGAAGCCAGCCGUCAAAAACGAUGGCGACAGUGGGUGACUUGAAGGAAAAAAUUGCUCAACUUGAGGCAGAGCUGGCCAGAGAACGAGAAAAAUCUGGACUCGGAAAUGUUUUGGGAGGUAGACAGAAAAUCGACCAGAUGUCUGCAGAAGUAGUGGAUAGCAAUCCGUACAGUCGACUGAUGGCUCUUAAACGCAUGGGAAUUGUUGAUAAUUAUGAGAGAAUACGAGAGUUUACCGUGGCAGUCGUUGGGGUGGGUGGGGUUGGCAGUGUAACUGCUGAGAUGCUGACAAGAUGUGGGAUUGGAAAGCUCCUGCUAUUUGACUACGACAAGGUGGAAUUGGCCAACAUGAACCGUUUGUUCUUCCAGCCCCACCAAGCUGGAAUGAGCAAAGUUGAGGCGGCAGAGAGGACGCUAAGAGAUAUCAACCCAGAUGUGCAAUUUGAAACUCACAACUACAACAUCACCACGAUGGAUAACUUCCAACACUUCCUGGACAGAAUUAGCCAUGGAAACCUGAACAGGGACGGCAGCGUGGACUUGGUACUGAGCUGUGUGGAUAACUUUGAAGCCAGGAUGGCCAUUAAUACAGCAUGCAACGAACUGGGACAGAAUUGGUUUGAGUCGGGGGUCAGCGAAAAUGCCGUCUCGGGUCACAUACAGCUGGUCAAACCAGGGGAAACGGCCUGCUUUGCGUGUGCCCCACCGCUUGUUGUAGCAGAAAACAUCGACGAGAAGACCCUGAAACGUGAGGGUGUCUGUGCUGCCAGCUUGCCUACCACCAUGGGAGUGGUGGCCGGCCUGCUAGUACAAAACACACUUAAGUAUCUUUUAGGGUUUGGGUCGGUCACGCAUUACUUAGGCUACAGCGCUCUGCAGGAUUUCUUCCCCACCAUGUCCAUGAAGCCCAACUCGGCCUGCGAUGACAGCUUCUGCAGGAAGAGACAAAAGGAGUUUCGAAAGGAAGAAGCUCUCAAGCCCAAGUUGGAGGAAGCAGUGAAAGAGGCAGAGAUUGUACACGAGUCCAAUGAAUGGGGUAUUUCACUGGUCGAUGAGUCAAGCAUUGAUGACCUCAAGACAAAAGCGGCCCCGGAACUUGCCUCUGGCUUAUCUUACGCCUACGACAGACCCGAUGAAACAACGAAGGAUUCUGAUGAAGUGGUCACAGACACCAACCAGUCCUUAGAGGAGCUGAUGGCACAAAUGAAGUCUCUCUAACGAUAUGUCAGUGUAGCAUUCCAUAAUUACUUAUUUAUAAAAAUGUAUACUUGCGCUUGUAGCCCACUUCCCACACAGAAUGAGAGUGAAGUCAGAAUUGACAGCUACGUCUGUUCUCAAAAACAACAUAGGUUUGUCUUAACGUAAUCUUAACAUACCCAAAGUCCUGGCCAUCAGGAAAAAAAAUCUGAACAAAGAGUAAGGAUUUCAAAGCCCCCCCAAAUCAGCAUGUUACAUGCACUGCCAGUGUAUUGAGUCCAUAUCAUUGAGUAAGAACUAAGCAAGGUCUUUGUCACUGCUUCUGUUUAGACAAUUGUAGAUUUUACCAGAAAAAUUAUACUUGGUAUUAAACUUCACUCACGUUUUGUGGAAGCAGGUUACAUCCCGCUUAACUCCAUUCAUCAUGCAUUGUAUCUGUUUGACAGAGUUAGAUUUUAAGUUUAUAAAAUACAUCAAGACAAGUUGCACCGCAAAGAUGGAUAUUUAUUAUAGACAAGACAGGUGACCAGUCUAGUUGAGACCAAAAUGUGAUUAAAAAAUUCUUAAAACUCUUGCCACAAUAUCUCACAACUGUGGCUAAGGCACCUCUGGCAUUCAUGCUGUGUGCGAGCCUGAUUCUUGGAGCACUGCUAGAAAUUUUUUAAGUGUAUAGAGAUGUUGAGGUUUCAAGGAAAUAUCUCAAAUAGGUAGUGUCAGCAUGAUUUGGUAUCAAUAAUCUUCAUCAGAAAUAAGGCUAGCACAUGAAAGCCAUGAGUAAAGGGAAACAUCACAUUCAGCUGGGUGAUUAAGGAUACAUGUAAAUGUAUAGACAUACAUGUACACAUGUAUCCUUAAUCACCCAGUAUAUAUGUGUAUGCUGGAAAAAUUUGCUUGAACUUUAAAACUAUUUUCAAAAUGCAUGCUUUCCAAAGGAAGUGUAUCACACCCAUAGCAUUGCCACGUACGCAGUUUUAAGCAUGUAUACCUAAUGUAUUUUUAUGAAUUUUUAACCAUUACAACUUAACUAUUACAUGUACACCCAAAUUGCAUGAGGCACAAACACAGUUCUAUCGUAUUACAAAAAAGAGAAACUUUGUUUCCAUUUUUGGUCCUCAGUGUGGACACACUUGGAUCCAUCUAUAUGCAUCCUUGCAUGGGUAACAUUUUCACCAAGUUUUUGUGCGUGUAAGAAUUUGGUCCUCUCAAGCCCAGAACAAGGUUGUGUGUUUCACACUUGUACCAUUGGUGUGGAUGAAGUACUCUUCCAAGUACUGUCUAGAGAAAUUGACAGCCAACCUGUGGAAUUUUAGAGCUGGGGAUAAGGUCAGGCCCAGAAUGGAUAAAACCCUGUCACUCAAAUUGUCUGUAAAAGCGUUGUCAGGUUAUUUACUGCAGCCUUCUUUCUUAAAAAAAAGCAUCAUUCAAGGUAAAAAUUAUUUACAAAUGUAUCAACUUCAUCAUAUAGUAUAAAUGAAUAAAUAAACACUGUAUAUUUACAGAAUACAAAUACUGGAAGACAGUCAAGAUGCAUUAAGUAAAGGCGAACAGAGCUUGAACAAAUAUUCAGUCAAA